Suillus discolor is the source of this 819-nucleotide messenger RNA. RefSeq lists its product as uncharacterized. The transcript is spliced from 13 exons. Lineage: Eukaryota; Fungi; Basidiomycota; Agaricomycetes; Boletales; Suillaceae. Bases 1 to 819 code for a protein of 272 amino acids. The record is from RefSeq and is a predicted model, not a curated record.
AUGGAUGCUGUGACCAUGCAAUCUGUGACCCUAGAUUCACUCCAUGCAUCAAUCACCCUCUCGCCAUCUGAUGUGUUAUUGUAUCUCAAGUUUGUGGCUAUUGCGAGUUUCACAAUUCUGUGCUGGGAUCAUAUGAUCACCUUUGUGGAUGAGGUAGACUUGAUCUGGUGUAAACACAAAGGACUUGCUGGGUACCUCUUUCUGCUGAAUCAAUAUAUCACACCUCUGGGAUUUGUUGUCAAAAUUAUUGGUGAGUCAGUGCUGACCCUCCCCAAUUGGCCCACAGAGGUUUGUGGCUUCCGAUCUAAAGAUGACUGGCAUCAAACUGCUGUUAAGUUGCAGAAAUUUCGUCAGAUAUCAAGUUCAAGUGCGAUGAUAAGGGUCCAUGCUUUGUAUUGGGAAUGCAGGCUUGUCAUUGCGGCCAUAGGCCUUCUCUUAUUAGUCCAGGUUGCAUUUGAGGCAUAUUUGAUGGCUCUUGGCAAAACCUGUCAUGAGGUUUAUGAUUUGCCGCUCAAUGUCAGGGCUCUCUCUGUUACUCAGGCAUGGUUGCCUUUGGCAUAUGACACUGCCAUUUUUGUCAUGACCCUAUGGCGCACCUUGCCCAAGCAUCGGAGUGGAAUUAGUCCUAUUGAUCCUAUGUUGCCAACAUUCCAAUCCAAUGGUGCAUUGUACUACAUUAUCAUCUGUUCUGCUAACCUAGUACUGACUGUGAUGAUAAUACAAGUGCCCCCAGGCCUGAAGGGCAUUGCUGCUCAGAGCAACAUGACUUUGAAUGAGAAGGAAUUACAAGAAGACUAUAAGUCUGAGGCUCGUAUGUAA